Molecule: messenger RNA, 570 nt
Organism: Miscanthus lutarioriparius
Lineage: Eukaryota; Viridiplantae; Streptophyta; Magnoliopsida; Poales; Poaceae
Source: the annotation of a GenBank genome assembly
AUGCCAUCGGUCGUCACGCUCUUCGAGGCCUUGGAGUCCCUGGAGCCCGCCUUCGACGACUACGUCUCAGGCCUCCGCGGACAGAGCGGCGACGAGGCGGACAUCUGCAUCGUCGCUGACGUGUUCGUCGCGUGGACGGUGGACGUCGCGCGGCCGCACGGGUGCGCGCACGCGGUCUUCGUCUCCUGCGGCGCGUUCGGGACGGCCAUCGUUCACGCCCUGUGGAGCCACAUGCCGGCGCUGCCCUUCGGCUCCGACGGCUUGCUCCGCCUGCCAGAGUACCCGGACGUGGUGCUCCACCGGUCGCAGCUGUCGCCCGUCUUCCUCCUCCACGCUGGCUUGCGCGACCGGUGGACGGCGUUCUACCAGCGGGCCAAACGGCACGGGUAUCGCACGGACGCGGUGCUCGCCAACACCGUAGAGGAGUUCGAGAGCACGGGGCUGACAAUGAUGCGCCGUGCUGCCGGCAAGAUUAUGAGACUGGAAAUAAACGCGCCCAAGUUAACUUUUAGUGAUAUGGAGAAAUUUCGUAUCUUUCACAAGCAAGCUCAUAUCUUGACGUUGCAGUAG